CGAGAAAAUAGAAUACCCGUCCCAUCUUUCCCCACCUUACUAUAUAUAUCUUAUAAAUAUGGCUUGCUCGAAAUUAAAUUCGCGCUGUACAUACCGGCGCAUGUGCAAUGGCACCUGCUGGCUCCAACAGAGAGGGUGCGGAUCGCCCAAAAUAUUCAAAUACAAUAUGUGGUAUCUUGUAAGCAAGAGUAUGAAACAGAAGACGUUACAAAGACAGUCGUUGCUCGCCACGCGGAGAUAAACAAAUUCUAUUCGUCAUUCAUGAUUCGAUUUUAGUCACGAGAUAUAAUAGAUAUAUAACAUACAAGGUGUAGUAUGUAAGGAUCUAGAUGUUGGUGAUCAUUAUUCCAAUUCCAAGAACAACUGUUUGACGAAGAGGGUUUGUAUGAAUAUAUACGCCAGCGACCCAGAAAGAUGAUGACUAUGUGAUACCGCGUACAGUUCUUCGCGGAGUUUGAUUCUAAGGGCGUUGUUCAACAUACGUAAACAUCACGAGUGCUGAUUCACUCUUCAGCCAUUAUAUGUAUAUAUGUCUACAAUGUCCACAUGAAUCAACAAGAAUCUUAAUAUUGGUUUUGGAUACGUUAACUGUGUUUGCUCGCGUUAUGUGAACAUUUAGUUUGGGAAUGGUGUGGCAUAACAGUGUUCUUAUACAGCAGUCUUUGUUGCCGUUUAACAUUUACAAUGAAUAGCUAUAUUGGGGUUUUACUUUUCGGUUUACUGAAAGCUACGCUUGCAGACGAUUGCCAUUGGUGUGGAUCGCGCUGCUGCGAUGAAGACUUCAAAACAUGUUACGAUUGCGACGAUCUCGAAAGUGGACUGAGUGUUGGUGCAAUAGCAGGAAUUGUCGUAGCAUGUGUGGUUGUGUUGAUCGUCGUGGUGGCAGCAUGUACUAGUUUGUGUCGGUAUUAUGGAUCUAGUGUUAAUGGGAAACCCGUACAACCAGAAGCCACGAAUAAUAUUUCAAAUGUUGCGUAUACAUCAAACUCCGGCAGCUACCCAACUGCACCACCCGAAUACACAGAAAGCAGUGAUAUGCCACCGCUUUAUUCAACCGGCAAUCAUGGGCAAAAUUCGUGCGAUCCUCCACCGUACAACCAGUUUGACAUGGACACCACUUACCCUCAGCCUGUUGCUGACAGUCAACUGCCUCAAUAAACCUCUUUACGUUUAAAUGUAGUGGGAUGGGGAAAGAUGGGACACGGUUUUAUUCUGUUUACUCGUCCCAUUUGUUAGUAAUCACAGAACAUUCAAAGAAUUAUAAAACGUUUCCUCACGACUUUCAUAAGACCGUUGUUAAUUGUUUAAAACACGAUCAUAGUAUUUGGAUAAUAUGUGAUAAAAAUGUCUCGUCUCCUCCUUCCCCCUACUACAUAUAUGUAUAUAGAAUACCAUCUUAUAUAAUUCCUAUGCACCUUUUUUGUAAAAUACAAUUAACAAAAUCAGAAUUCCGGUACGAUUUUCUUGUAAAGUUAAUUUGCGGGGGGGAAAGUAUACAUACGUCGAUACCAAAGCUACUAUAACGCUAAUUCACCUCUCUGAUUUACGUAAAGACUAUGAAUAAAGUGGUAUAUACCUAUAUGGCAAAUCACAGUCACAAACACGAUUUUUAUGAAGCUACCAUUGAGUAGAGUAGGGAAGAUAUAGGAGAUUUUUGGCACAUGCUAUUUAAAUAUCCUGAUCGUGUUUUAAACAAUUAAAACAACAGUCUAUAUGGUGGUAUAGUGA
Ciona intestinalis (vase tunicate) is the source of this 1728-nucleotide messenger RNA. The record is from RefSeq and is a predicted model, not a curated record. Lineage: Eukaryota; Metazoa; Chordata; Ascidiacea; Phlebobranchia; Cionidae.